AUGAGCAAGCAGUAUCAAUUUGGCUUGUAUGAAAAUACCAUGAAAGGACAACUCAGGGAUUACGAAACGCAUUCAGACGUUUCUUGCAAAAUCGGAUAUAGCGACUCGGAAUCGGAAGGAGUGGCGUCUAUUAAAGAUGUACCAUAUUAUGCAUACAGCUAUAAUUUGAAGAAUUCUAAAAAAGAGAAAUUAGAAAAACCCGUAUGGAAAAGUAUCUAUGACAUUGAAGAGACAACCAAAAAUUCGUUUUCCGAUUAUGAGUACAACAAGAAUGAACAGCGUGACAGUGAAGUGGAGUCCCCAAGGUUUGGAAACACGUCCGAGGAGGAAGACACAGAGGAGGAGCUCCAUCAGAAUGGGGAAAAACAAUCAUAUGCGGAAGAUGAAGACAAUGAGGAAGGUGUCCAAUUUGGAAAAAUGGGAAAAGGGACUCUGAUGAGAAAAGCCAACCAAAUGGAGGACAGUGAAGAAGAUGACUGGGGACAGGAACAAAGGGAGGCGGCCAGUCAUCCUCAAAAUGUGUAUUCACUCAUGAAAGGAGAUGGUAAAAUAGGAGCACUUCCUUUUAAGGAACCAUUAGGGCGCAUUUUCAAUGAAGGUGCACACAUUUCCAACCAUCUAAGUUAUAACUUUAGAAAAGAAUUUGAAAAAAAUAUGUACAACAAUUUGAGUGCCUUUAACAAUGCCCAUAAUAAAUAUUCUGUCGACGAUGGUGAUGAUGCGUCCAGACAUUUCCUCAAGCCCAAGACAUUUAAGGACAGCAACGGGUUAUUUGAGGACUUGGGUGAGGAGAACCUGGACAUAGGGUUUUUGAAAAAGGAGCAUGAGAAGCUAAUGAAAGGGGCGGGGUUGGUGAAGGCGCAACAGGUUGGUAACACGGCGAACGGGAUAAAUGUGGGGAAAAGGCCAAAUGACUAUCCCACCCGAGGAGAGUCCCUCCACAAUUCCCAUACUGCCAAACAGAGUAAUAAAAAAAAUGUGUGCAAAUUGAAAAAAAAAGAAAACACACACCAGUAUGCUGUAAACAGUGUUGAUAAAAAUUCCUCAUUAUCGUCCGGGAACAGCACUUCAGAUACGUAUGAACAGGAUUGUGCCGGCACCAGGAAGGUCCACUUUAAGAGCGACGAAAUGGGCAAAGAGGGUGAUGCACAUUGGGGAAGCUCUGUGGGCGCAGAACAGGACGAUGACGAGGAAGAGGAGGACGACGACAUAAACGACGAUGCACAUGAAGAGGACGAAGAAGCAGAAGAGGAAAAAUCGGAAGAAGGGGAGCAGGACACGGAACAGGUGACUGACGAGAUGGACAACGGAACGGAUGAUAGCCUGGUACACACCGCCGAUCCUCCAGCGUCGAAAAAACAAGGAGGACAUGCUAACAUGAGAGGGGACAAUAAUGCCCCCAAUAAAUACACUGAGGAAGGACACGAGCCACAAGAGAAGAAAACGGGGUCCAUGCUGAAGCGAAGCGGCGCGCAAGGAGAGAACAAAGCAUUGACAGGGCAACAAGACGCAGACAGCAUCAAUGAGCAGAUUGCGAAAGAAAUGAAUUUUGAGUGGUGGAAGGUUAACGAAAAAACGAGCAGUCCAAACGACAUAGAAAAAUCACAGGAGGGACGUGAGAAUAGGGGAAGGAUAUUAAAUCGUUAUGAAAUACCAAAGGAUAUCUCCUAUUAUGUGCAAAGGUAUCAAAGGAGAAAGGAAGGAAAUAAUGCAGAUCUUAGUGAUGAGCCAAAGAAGGAUGGCCAAGAGGGGAUAGAGGAGUCAACUGAGGAGGACUCUAUGGAUGGGCAGACUAACCCUAGUGGUUACAUCAGUAAAGAGGACUUCAACGUAGAGGACAUGAACCCUAAGAACAUCGAGAAGGUUAAUAAUUCCCCAUUUUUAUGUGAACAAAUGGGCGCAGUACACAAUGCAGGAGAUGCUGAUGAUACGGGAGAACCAGUCGGAGAGGCGCAGCAAAAUGGACACGUCUUUACCCAAGGGAGCUCUGCGGCCUAUUCCCCAAGUGAUGGUAUCAACACGUUCAUGCAUAAUGACCAAGUGGAAGGUGUAUUUGAAGUUUUUAAUCAAACGAAGGAACAUUACUCUAAUAAAUGUAGCACAAAAGGGAAUGAAGUACAUACAGGUGUUGACAUUGGAGGGGGGGGUACACCAGUUGAUUAUUGUUUUUAUAAUGAAAAGACGGGGGACAGAAAUCUUUUGAACGCAUCACCAAAGGACAGUGUGGACAGGAAUAAACACUCAGUGGAUGGUACCUCUCCCCCCAUGGACGAAAUAUAUGAUAAAAUAAACGCCCAUUUUGGUAUAAGUAAGAACAGAAAUAAUUACAUGCAAAUUAUGGCGGAGGGUGUUCAUAGUGGUCAUAAACAUAUUCGUACAAAUUCUGAAGGAUUACACAAUGGGCCAUUUUUGGAAGGAAACAAAAACGAAAAAAUUGAUAUUUUUUUAAACUACUUAAAAUGCAUUGAUGGGGAUUCAUUAAAUAAGGCCUUCCAAUACUUCGUCGAGAAAGAGAAUGACGCGAGUGUGAGGAGGCAACUGGAGAUAUGCUUAAUGGGGAAGGAAAAGGAGGGGACAGCGAAUAAAGGCACACUGACUGAUGCGCAAACAAGUACCCUCGUGUUGAGCAAUCAAAACACGCAAACAGUUAGCGCCAGUUUAAAAAAUGAACAAGUGCAGACGAACAGUAGGGGAGGAAACAUGGAGGACAAUUUUAUGCAAACCGAUAUAAAGGAUGUUAACACAAAAUUGUAUGUUAAGAAUGAGAUGAUAAACAAAAAGACAAGUGUGGAUUCGAUUUUUUUUAAAAGUUUAAGCAGGGAUGGAACAUUCACCCCCAAGGAUAGGGCCCAAAGUGGGGCUGUAAAUGGUGAAGACGUUUCACGGUUAGACCUAAUCGAAGCAAACAGAGAGCAGGAACCUCCUCACGACUCGCACAUAUUUGUGGAUGAUAAUAUAAAUGGGGACGAAUACAAUGAACUGAAAAAGAUCAACGAAUUGAAGGAAAAAAUUUUAGAAAAAAUUAAAACCUGUUAUGAUAACAUGAGCGAAAAUAAUGAAGAGCAGGCGGCCAUCCUGAUGCUGCAUGAUAGGAAGGAACACAAUCACAUGGACAGCUCCAACGGGAUGGAUAAAAGCAGCAAUGGUUAUGCUGAGCGAGGGAACAAUUGCAGUUCUAAGGGGAAGAUAAAAAAGAAAAAAAGCAAAGGUAUCCUUACGAUGGAAACAUUCGAGUCUAUGAAAUCCUUCGAAAAAGAAAUGAAGUUGUUAAAAUCGCAUAACGAAAGGUUAAGAAGGAGAAUUGAGAAACUACAUGGAGAAAAGGAAAGGCUAAAAAGUGACUAUGCUAAGAUGGAAAAAAUUAAGGAAAGCCAAGAUAGCCUUUUUCUGGCGACAGAAAAACACAUAGAAAAGUUACAUGACCAGUUGGAUACUCUGUCCAGGCAGAACCAAAACAUGCAGGGAGAUUUGAAGCAGAAAGAUAUUCAGAUUAUAGCCCUGGAAUCACAAAUUGAUUUAGAUGAUACACCUAGGAAGAAUAAUCGAGGUCAUGACUCUAUUGAAGAAUUUGUAGAACAAACAAUAUGCACACCAAGCGGAGAUAUGACAAAGGAUAAGCAUCCCUUGCUCGAUCUGAACAGUCAGUUAGACAAUUUCAAAGGACAAAUAAAAGAUAAAAAAAUAAUAAAGGAACAAAUACACCAGCUGCAAAACCAACUGUACACUUUAAAGGAUGAUAUUAAAAUGAUGGAAUCUCUAAGAAUGGAAAAUGAGAAACUGAAAAAAUUGUUAAGUAAAAAAAAUUCCAAACAUAAUGAGUAUGAAAAGAGCAUAAAUAAGCUGGAGGAAAAUAUUGGAAUGUUGAAGGAUCGAAAUUUUGACUUGAGUAAAGAAAACACAAAUUUGUGUGCAAAUGUGAUGGCCCUAUCACGUUGCGAUGAGGAGAUAAUUGAUCACUUCGACCCGGCGCAAAAGGGCACUCGUUCAGGUGGAGAACAACCACAAAAUGGACAAGCAAUAAAAGAUUUAGAAGCACAUGUUGAUAGGUUGAAGCAGCAAAUUUUUGACCUAAAUGAAGAGAUUUUCGACUUGAGGCAAAAGAAUGUGCAACUGAAAAAAUCGGCCAUGGGGCGCAGCAGUGAAGACAUACAAACGGUACAAGCGGAGGUGGAGAAAAUAUAUGUUGACAAAAUUAACUUUCUAAAAGGCAAGCUAGAAGAAAGUAAGACAAAAAUUAACAUGCUUAACGUAUUGCUCAAAACGUCCAACAGUCAAACUACUCAGUUGAAUAAAAAGGUCAGAACUAUACUAAGGGAAAAUAAAGCCUGGCAGAAAAAAUAUGAAAAAUGUCUCACCUACUUGGAGAAGCUUAAGGGGAAAUACGACGAGGAUGUUUUAAAAGUGCAGCGAGGAAAGUCCCCAUUCGUUUUGGGUGCAUCACCUCAGUGUAGGGGGGACGGUUGGCUCAAGGAAUCAAGCGGACAGGAUGCUCUUAACGCAGAUGGUGGAAUAAAAGAAAAUCGUCUAAAGUCACUCCAAGAAGAAAUUUACACAACUAAGGAAGCUCCUCUUGAAGACGAAAAAAAUGGGGAAAUGGAACUUGUUAAUAGCGCACGCAGGGACGGUGUAUCCCCAGGACGGAUGGAUAGUCGCAUGAGAGGAAGCUUGAAUCGAACACAUGCAGACAAAGAAGACUCCAAUGAGGGUAAGUCCUACAAAGUUUCAAAACUGAACGGUGCAGAAUCCGAUAGGAACGUUUUCUUCCCCCUUGGUGAAAACUCAAAUGCCAGGUUCAAUUUUGAUCACAACGAAAACAAUGACGUGAACAUAAAUAACAUUUUCGAAAUUGAUAACAUCACGAAGGAUAUCCAUCGCUUAUUCUCCGAUAAUGAGGACAGUGUGAAGGGGAAGGGAAAAGAAGGGUUUUACUUAAGUGAAAGGGAGGGGCAGAAUUACGCUGAAAAGGUUAAGACGGGGGAAGAUAGGAGCACAACGGAGGGAAUCUUAAAGAGUAUAGAAAAAAUACACGUAGCGCAUAGGAUAAAGCAAAUGAACGAAGAUAUGCAUAAAUAUAUAAUUCAAAGGAAAGAACAAGUGGACAAUUUGUAUGAUAGAAAUUUAGUAUAUCAGGGAAAUCCUCAUAGCAAGGGAAACAUGCAAGGAGGUCGCUUAGAGGAAGGUCACACUAAAUUGGUGCUCAAGGGGGAGGAAGACUUGAAUGACGUCACACAGGUGGAUUACGCCACAAGGGACCAAGUGUAUAAUCCAUAUGAAAUGCCACAGUUGGCUCAAAGGAGCGCGCGGGGUUUCACAAAUUCAUCAGACCACUCGGUGCAAAAGAACGAAAACAAUUUGAGAAGCGUGUUCAGGUACAAAAUAGAUGGUGAGGGGGAAGAUGUGCAGAUAGGCAACUCCAUUGGGGGCGAUCACCCACAAAGUCAGCGUGAAACAGUAAGCAGGAUGGCCAACGUGCAGCAAAGCGGCAUAAAGGAAUUGAGCACCAUCAAAUGUGGUGAGCAGCUCAUGGAGGACAUUUACACUAAGGCAGAUGCGAAUAAGUUUCCAACCCUAGGUAGAGAUAUCAACCUAGUAGAUGAAAAGAAUGCGAUGAACAACCAUGUGAAUGCUUUGAGGUAUAAUCCGUAUGAUUAUAAAAACAUGGAAGGUGGCACCACCGCAUAUGCAAACAGGUGGGAUACUUCAAUAGAAGACAGAAUGAAUUAUCCCCAUAGGAUCGAUGAGCCAAGGGUUGAAACAAACGGACAGGAUGCAAAUGCACAAAAGAAGAAGUCACACGCAUGGAUAAUCGACUUCAAAAAUAAUGAAGUGUUCCCGUAUGUGAAGUUACAGAAUACGCUCCUAACGGAUGAGGAGACAUACGUGAAUUCAGAAGGGGGUCACAGAACUGGUCAGAAUAAGGCCCCAAGAAAAGGCCAUGCUGUUCCGAAAGGUGCGAAGAAGAAGGUGAAGGCAGCAACGCACACUCAGCGGGAAGUAAAGAAGUAUGGUGAAAAUAACCGCAUGAAUAAACACACAAAUUUUAGGACAUUCCUGCACGAGCAGAAAUGCACAAAGGGACAGUCCACCAAAAAGGUGAAGAGUAAAGAAAAGCUACACCUGCUGGUUAAUAACAUCUCUGAGCUAGUUAAGAACAAAAUACAGGAGGAACUAAACAAUAAAAACAUUUCGAAGGACAUACUAAACUUUGAGAUUACAAAAAUAAAAAAAAAAUCAAAUAGGUCAAAGGACAGCUUGAAUAAUAAACGACAGGAUACCACCAUCAUUUUGAGCAACGAUUCCAUGUCCCCUUCGUCCGAAACGCUUAAUGGCUCCUUGGAGGUGGAAGACGGUUACCAGAAGAGCGUAAAUUGGCAGAAUGAGAAUGCGGCGUCUUCAGCGAAUGGAAAGGGUAUACGCAUGCAUGCAAGCACGAAUUACACAGGCAGCUCCAUGGAUACCAAUGUGGGAACUAUUGGGGUAGAAGGCACCAGAGAAAUGUGCGCAACGCGUCGUACAAAUGGUUCAGAUAGAGUAAAUGCAUCGAGGCAGAUAAGCCAUAAGUACAACGAGAGUGAUUUGUUUACGCGUGAAAAGAACUCGCCCUUAGUAAGCAAAGGAGACUACCUAUAUGACGAUUUACUGUCCACCAAUUUCAUGUUAAAUAAUAUCAGCCUGAACAAUGCUACAUCUUUAGGUCCAAACUUUAUUGGUGUCGAACAAGCUGUUCCACCCGAGUUGGUCCUUCCCAACAGUUAUUCAGAUAAUAUGAACUUAUAUGCACAGGCGUAUAGAAAUAAAAAUUUCCAGUUGGGUCAGAAUAGCUAUAUGGGGGUGAACCCUUCGAGCAGUGGGAACCACGGUGCAUUCACUGCCCAACCGUUUGACUGUAACCAUGUUCACGCGGAGAAGACGACAAAUAUGAAUGAGGUCCAAAUUAAUCCCAAUUUAAAUAUGAACAUGGGUAUGAUUCAUAACGGGGUAGGAGGGGAUAUGACAGCACAUGCAUCAUACUAUGGAGUGAAUACAAGCGGCGAAAAUGUGAAGACAGGAUGGGGUGUAAAUACGAUAAGUGGUGAUUACCAAGGUGUGGGAAGUGUAGCGGUAGGUGCGAUGUACCCCCCCGCUGCUAACUACCCCACAAACGACAACACAAUUUUCCAAGUGGAGAAGCUGAACAGCUCCUACUUGUUCGACAUAAACUCUCUGAGGCCAGAUGCGAACCCUCCAUUUUAUGAUCACGCUUUUGUAAAUUACAACCAGGUGGAUAGAAGCAGUGUGAAGGAGGGGCAUAAGGAAUGCGCAUUAGGCAGCAGCGCAAGCCGAAAUAGCAGUCAGUUGCCCCCCCCCAAGUGCAACAAAGCCAUAACACAUAGUCAAGCGGAAGGAGAUGAUAAACCCUGCGAAGAGAAUGACCCGAACAACACCAAUGAUAAGAAUGAGAGCGGAAAGAUAAAAGAAUAUUUGCGAGACAACCAAAAGGGGGGCCUCAAAAAUACUAGGAGGUCAAAAUCGUGGGACGUGCAAAAGGUAGGGGUCAGAAACAGCUUAACUAAUGACACGCUAUCAGCGAAGCCAAAAAUGAAGACACAGAUAUUCAACUACAGCGGAAAUAAAAAUAAUGGACUCAGAGAUAUGUCAACAUAUGCUGAUAAAGUUCUUGAGGACAUGAAGUCGCUCAUCCCGUCGAAUGUUAGCAGCAUAAUUGAGAAAUCGCCGAGUGGGGCAAAGGCCAGUGGUAGUGUGAAUGAAGUGCUUCCUAUUAAGUGCAAUUCUAAUGCGAAGGCGACCCAGAGUAAGAAUCCCAAAAUGGGUGAUGAAGGUAGGGUAGACAUAUUGGGCAAAGAAAAUGAUAAACUGAGCUGCCGCCACGGACAAGAGAGGGGCAUUAUUAAAGGUAGUUCUUCUGCAGAGGCCAAUAUGGACGGUACGACCAGGACGUCUGAUUUGAGCCAUACGUCACAGGACACCAUUCCAUCAUUCCGAGCGAAGGAACAAGAAAGGGAAAACGGUGUAGUGAAGUACAACGUGGAAGACAACGUGGAACAGAACGGACAUAUGACAGGAGUACACACAUCGAAUGAUGCGCAAAGGCAUGAUUAUUUCUUAGGGCGGGUAAAUAAUGAGGAGGUCAUGUUAGGCAAGCACUAUUCUCGUGAUGGAUCGCAAGGGAAAAACAUCACUUCAUUGGAAGAAAAGAAUAUUGAUGAACAUGCAAAAUUAAAUGCCCAUUUAGGUAGUAACAUGGGUGACAUAACCUUCGCUGAAAUUGGGGACCUUCCAUUCAACACAUUUGGGUUGGAUAAUAUGCUAAAGGGGAUCCACUUAAACAGUUACGCAAAUAACGGCAGCAAUGUGUUUGAUAAUGCCUUAAUUGCCAACCCUAGUUUUACAGAAAACGGCUUAACGUAUAAAAGCCGUACGGAAGAAAAUCAUCAAUUUCAGUCUGAAACUCGUAAGAGCUUAAGUAGCUUCCGAGAAGCUUUAAAAAAACAAGGCAUUUUGGGUUAG
Messenger RNA from Plasmodium fragile, 8508 nucleotides. RefSeq lists its product as uncharacterized. The record is from RefSeq and is a predicted model, not a curated record. Lineage: Eukaryota; Apicomplexa; Aconoidasida; Haemosporida; Plasmodiidae. The transcript has a single exon. Bases 1 to 8508 code for a protein of 2835 amino acids.